Scylla paramamosain (green mud crab) is the source of this 1982-nucleotide messenger RNA. Its product is annotated as alpha-amylase-like. Gene Ontology annotation, biological process: carbohydrate metabolic process. The record is from RefSeq and is a predicted model, not a curated record. NCBI's taxonomy places the organism in Eukaryota, Metazoa, Arthropoda, Malacostraca, Decapoda, Portunidae. Gene Ontology annotation, molecular function: cation binding; alpha-amylase activity.
UCACUCAACCCUUCAUCUAGCGCCAUGAACCGAGUGGUGGAGGUGGCGGUGGUGGUGGCGGCGGCCCUCCUGGUGGGACCCGCCCUGGCUCAGUGGGAACCCAACUCCGGUAAUGGCCAGGCAAUUGUUCACCUGUUCGAGUGGAAGUGGAGUGACAUUGCGGCAGAGUGCGAGAACUUCCUGGGGCCCCGAGGCUUUGCUGGCGUGCAGAUCUCCCCUCCCAAUGAGAACGCAGCGCUGUACCUCGGGGAGCAGAUCAGGCCGUGGUGGGAGCGGUACCAGCCGGUCUCCUACAGGCUGUUCACGCGGUCAGGGGACGAGAACGCCUUCAAGGACAUGGUGAACAGGUGUAACAGUGUCGGCGUCAGGAUCUACGCGGACAUCGUGAUCAACCACAUGACAGGAUGGCACCCUGCAGGCACUGGGGCGACCGGCGGCUCCUCCUUCGACGCGGGGUCUGAGUCCUACCCCGCCGUGCCCUACUCCGGCUUUGAUUUCAACGAUGCGAACUGCCACACCGGAUCUGGCAACAUUGAGAACUACGGCGACGCGGAGCAGGUACGUAACUGCAAGCUGGUGGGCCUUAACGACCUCAACCAGGGAUCGGACUACGUGAGGGGCAAAAUAAAGGACUACCUCAACACCCUGGUGGGCUACGGCGUGGCUGGCUUCAGGGUGGACGCCUCCAAGCAUAUGUGGCCCGGAGACAUGAAGGUGAUCUUUGACAGCGUGAACAACCUGCCCACCAAGUACUUCAAGGCAGGCUCGCGGCCCUUCGUGUUCCAGGAAGUGAUUGACCUCGGCGGGGAGGCCAUCGGCAGCAUGGAGUACGUUGGCAUAGGGCGUGUGACGGAGUUCAAAUACGGGAAGUUCCUCGGAGAAGCUUUCAGAGGCAAGAAUCAGCUUAAGUGGCUGUCCAACUUCGGAGAGGGCUGGGGCAUGCUGGACCGUGCUUACUCCCUUGUGUUCAUCGAUAACCAUGACAACCAGAGGGGACACGGGGCUGGCGGGGAUAUGAUUCUUACAUUCCGUCAGUCUAAGUUGUACAAGAUGGCCACUGCUUUCAUGUUGGCUUUCCCUUACGGCUACACGCGCCUCAUGUCCUCCUACUACUGGGACCAAAACUGGGUGAACGGACAGGACAAGAACGACUGGAUUGGGCCCCCACAUGAUGAUAACUACAACACACUCAGCCCGACCUUCAAUACUGACGGAAGUUGUGGGAAUGGAUGGAUUUGCGAGCACCGUUGGCGGCAGAUUUACAGCAUGGUGGAGUUUAGGAAUGUUGCGCAUGGCACGGACAUGAACGACUGGUGGGACAACGGCAACAACCAGAUCGCCUUCUGCAGGGGUGACCGGGGCUUCAUCGCCAUCAACAACGAGGGUUACGACAUGAAGGAGACGCUGCAGACUUGCUUGUCCGCGGGAAAAUACUGUGACGUCAUCUCCGGCUCCAAGGAAGGCGGCUCCUGUACUGGCAAGACGGUGACAGUUGAUGGGGCAGGGAAGGCGUACAUUGAGAUCACUACCAUGGAAGAAGAUGGAGUGCUGGCCAUCCAUGCUAACUCGAAGUUGUAAACACGCACCGGAUCCAGAGCGAGAGAGAGAGAUCGUCCGCCAUUUUAAUCAUCUUCAUCGAUUAAUGCAAGACAAAACGAGACAAAAAAUAUGAAAUAAAAUAAAACCAUUUUAGGGAAGAAGAGAAAGAAAGGAGAAGAGAAAAUAAAAGUGAGGAUUUCUUUCUAUUUUGUUUUCCAUAACGAGUCAAAACCCUAUUUUUUUUUAUAUGAAAUCAAAACCCCUUAUUGUUUUUUUAUGAGGAACUGGAUACUUUUUUUUUUGUGUGUGAAUCUGAUGCUCCUCCGACUAACCCUCUUUACUUCUCAUCUUAUUUUGACUUAUACUUUUGUUUUUUAAUCCUCCUCCUCCUUCUUCUUCUUCUUCUUCUUCUUGCACCACCACAAUAAAGACAAUGAAUCAUU